This is a messenger RNA of Uloborus diversus, 2115 nucleotides long. RefSeq lists its product as uncharacterized. The record is from RefSeq and is a predicted model, not a curated record. NCBI's taxonomy places the organism in Eukaryota, Metazoa, Arthropoda, Arachnida, Araneae, Uloboridae. The coding region runs from base 887 to 2014 and encodes 375 amino acids. The transcript is spliced from 10 exons.
AAUCAUCUAUAACUCUGGUGUGAACUGCUACAUCUAGAAAAGAUUUGAUUUGUAUAGCCUUUUCAAAGGUCUUUUGGUUGCUUGUUGUUAAUAUAAGGUUUCCAUUACGGGAAAAAGUGACUAAGUCUCCCUUAUGUGUAAAUUUUUCCAGCUCUUUAUGGAAUUUUAAUCCUUUAUUUGUGGGAAUUUGGGUUUCGUUUCCCGAAAUGGCAAUUUUAACGUUUGGACAGCCAUUUUUUAUUGCGAGUUUGUAUCUGUCUGUGUCCGGAGCAUUAUUUUGGAAAAUGAGGGGGUCAUGUUUGCGAACUUUGUCCGCUACUAGACUCUCUUCAUUAUUGGACUCCUUACUUUUACGUUUAUUAUUUGUCAUUGUUGAAAAACCAUGCCAAGCAAACAGAGGGGGGAAAAAAUAAAAAGAGAAUAGACUAAGAAAAUUUUACAAUACUUGGUGUAGCAGAUAAACGUCCUCCCGGGAAGAAAAAGACGAAAUGAGUCUAAUGACUCAAAAUAUCAAACUAUUAAGACUGUGCUCCUCCAAAAAAAAAAACGCGGCUCUCACGACGGCAGAUUCCAAAAAAACCAGUGCCUAAUUCAACAAAAGUUAGAUCACACGCAGCAUUCUUCUUCUUCUUCUCUCUCUAUUUUGAGGUAUAUGCUUCACUCUAACACAGUGGCUUCACCUCUAUUACUCCAAAAUUUUUCCUGUUUCUACUUGAAACAAAAAGAAGGACAAUGUUCAAUAUUCAGAAGUUGAAGUUGACUAAAAAUCUUGAAGAAACCAAAGUUAUUGUUUGACUCAUAUAUUGUUGUAGCUGCUCCUGUAAAAGCUUAUUCAGUUGUGUUUUUGAAGGAGAAUACCUUAGAAAUCAUUCCAACUAAGUGGAUUAUGAGGAAUGAAUUACUGACCUAUUGGCCCCCAAAAUGCUCUGAAAGCGUCAUGAAGAAACUUAUUCAAAAUUGUGUUGAUGCAGAGGAGUCUUGGGAUACUUUUGAAAUAAAAGUAUAUUUCGAAACAAAUUCUUUUGCCAGAGCAUCAAAGAAAUUAAAUUUAUAUAGAGAGUCGUCAAAUGUUGCUUCAGAUUCUACAAGCUCUGAUGAAGAUUUGACGUUAAAGAAGCGGAAAAUAAAAGUUCCUCCUCGCUUUUGCGAUAGUCGAUCGCAAUGUAAGAAAAGAAGAAUUUCUGGUACAGAUUCCAUUCAGCAAGUUAGCAACAACGGUGCCACCACAACGGAUGAUGAACGUGAAGUUUGUAAUAAUUACCAAAAAAAAUACAAGAUUCCAGAUCUUCCUACAAAUACCAAUCCAUGUUCACUAAGAUUUUCAUCUGAUUCCAUGGGAUCAGAAAGAAAUGGACCAGCACCACCUGUCUUUUCGAGUACACCCAAACAUCAAACUUUGCCUGAUGCAAAUGAAAUAAAAAAUCUAAUCUCUCAUCUGAUAAAAAUAAAUGAAAAAACUUACCAAAAAGUGAAAGGCUUGGAAAAAGAACUGAAUGAAAUAAAAGCAGAAAUGUGCGAACUGAAAAACCUCAAUGCAAAAGAUAACCAGAAAAUUCUUCCACUAAUGCAGAUCCCCGAUUUAAAGGAUCUGCCAUUUGAUUCUGAUGCAGCAGUGAUUAUGUUCAAUGAGAACUUACAAGCAGACAGGCAACUACAAUCACAAUAUGUUCGCUUCUUAUAUAGUUCCUGUCUGGCAAGAAAUUCUUUGCAGUUUAUGACUUCUUGCUUAAGAAAAUUGAUGAAGAGAAAUGUAGCUAACCUGUAUAGUAGAUUGGGACGAAAAGGAAAGAAAAGUUUUACAAGCCUUUCAUCUAUUUAUGAUAUAAUAAUGGGAGCUGCCACUAUGAAAUUCCCUGAUGCCACACCAGAAGAAUUGUCAGAAAAAUUGGGCAAAGCUUUGGCUUUGUCUGUUGACUGGGAUGGCCGGAAAAAAAGUAACCCUGCUAUAAAUGAUCAACAACAAAUGGCUGAUGACCAGGACAGUGAAUCCCUUCUUUGUAAUAACAGAUUGUAAAAGGAAAAAGGCUACCAUUGAUGCGGACAUCAUCCCCUUUAAAAUGGACUGUAAAAUAAAACAAAUGUACUAUUAUAAUAAAACUUGUAUUUUUGGUGUUC